Molecule: messenger RNA, 983 nt
Organism: Setaria italica (foxtail millet)
Lineage: Eukaryota; Viridiplantae; Streptophyta; Magnoliopsida; Poales; Poaceae
Exons: 2
Coding region: 285-575 (96 amino acids)
Source: RefSeq, a predicted model, not a curated record
CAAAGGCCAAACAUGGUUAAGGAAACUUGUAUGCUGCAAGCCAUAUAAAACGCUCUGCUGGCAAGGGCCAAGGGGGGGUAAGGAGAGUACAUUGGGAGAGAUCGACCGCGAGAGGCAAAGGCAGAGCCAGAGGCAGGCUCCUCGCGAGCCUGCAGCCGCCGGCCUCAACCACGGCGCGGCUGGGCGGUCGGCCCCGGCGGCCGGCCGAGCCGUGCGGCGGCAGCGGCAGCCGCGACGCGCGGCAGCCCGCGAGCCGGCGGCCGCAGCAGAUCGGGACGCGCGUCAUGGCGUGGUGGCGCGCGAGGGUGGUCGCGCCGGUGCGCCGUGCCUGGCUCGCCGUCGCCGCCGCCCGCGCGCGCGUCCGGAAGGGCGAGUGUGGCAUCCUGAACCUUCACCAGGACGUGCAGACCUGCGGGUACCAGGACGUGCAGGUGAUGUGGAACAUGCUGAGCUCGGAGAAGGAGCCCGCCGGCGCCGGCGCCGCCGGGACGAUGCCGAAGCCAAGGAAGCGGCCGUUCUGGAGGCUGCCGCUCUGGCCCGUCCGGCCGCCCCGCACGGCGGCGCAGCGAGACUGAUGCAGCCGUCGCCGGCUGCAGCUUCCGUCGUCAGAUAAUGUUACCGCUCGCUCUGGAAGUUCCGCAGCGUGGCCAGAGGCCUGGUCUUCCAUGAGCGAGAGAGUAGGACAACCAUGAUCAUCAUGGCACGUCGUCCUCCACCUCCCUCGCUUGAGGCCUACCAAGAUUGCGAGGUGCGCAGGUCUGGAAGGGUGUCGUCGUUGUGUAUAAAAGGCUUUGCCUGUUGUACAGUUUGGGGACAAAAGCGUUCGUGCAAGCUGUGACUUGUGCGCCGUCUGAUGAACAUGAUGAGGUUGAGGUUGCCAGUGCCAGGGCAUGGUCCGUUGCUUAUCAGCCUGAAUCGGUGGUCAUCUGUUUGUGCCCCAGUUCUUGCCGUGGAAUGUUGAAAUAAAGAAGAGUGCAUCUCUA